CCUGCCGUCUAUGCCAGGCACCCAUCCAUACUACAACGAGAAUGUGGAUGUCCCGCAGAUGCAUAGUAAUCCAACAUUGUCAGGUAACACUUGAUUUGCAGACCACUGUCAUUAAAUAGUCUGGACCAUCAGGAAAAAGACAAGCUAAGGUACUAACUCACAAAACAAAGGACGUAUAUCCAAGGAUCAGAUGCUGAAAAUGCAUCUGAAACUGCUUCCGUCAUCACAGCUUACCACUCCUCUAACAAAUAUCCUGUUGUCUGAUAGAGAUGUCAGAUAUCUAUUUCAUAAAAUAUAUUUGAUCAAAUAUUUUAUAGUCUCAUAAAUGUAUUAAUGCUAUAUGAAACGUGCUGUAUGUAUGACUUUUGUGGCAGGACAACAGCAUAUAGGAGUGAAUACAAUCUAUUAAAGUGCCAAUAUCUUACAAAAUGCACGCUAAAAAUAGAUAAAAUAUAAACCAAAUCACCAAGAAGAAAGAACCAAGUAAAAUGUUUUCAUAAUUGGUCAAAAAUCCAAUAUGCCAAAUGUUACACUAACAGGUUCAGUCAGUGCUUCAUGUAGCUUUGUAACACCUGCAGAGGGAGCCAGCUCCCUUCGUUUUGAGCGUGAGAUGAUUCAGUUGAGGGUUCAUGUUUUGCAGUGACAGUGAGUACAUGAAUAACUUGGUUAUAUUCUGUAGGUCGUAUUUGGGUCCAUGUAUUUACACAAGCUUUGACAACCAAUUAGUCUUCGCUUUGCAUAUUACAGGACUUCGCUUCUGCCUUUUAAAAAGCAACAAUCAUGACGUGUCUAGUCCCGCUGUGACGUUAAUUCAAAUAUACCAUUUUUGAAUUAUAGCGAUAAAAAUAUACUGUGUGUUAACAAAUGUUAUUGCUGGCAUACAAAAAAAUAGUUUUUCUUUGUUUGUUUGUUCAAAGUCCAAAAUGAUGAAAGUCUCCACUAACUGUAGAAGAAAAAAUCCUCCCCAAAGACAAACAGCAGAGCCCCUGACUCAUAGCGCUGUGUCAGGGAGAGAGCAAACCAUACUGUUGACAUCAGGAGGCCAAUGAUGUCAUGGUGAUGUCAAUGCCUCUAAUUGUAAAUUGCACACAUAGCGUCGGCUGUUGGUUGUGGUAACAUUUCAGUCAGAGAGAAGACUCUGAAGGGGACAAGUCUCUCUUGGAGAAAAAAGCCUGGGAGUUAAUACAGUAUGGCUGUAACUGGGGAUGAAACAGAAACAGCCUCCACGGGUGACCUGACUGCCUGUCAGCUGCGGAACAGCAGCUCCAGCCUCCUGCAGGCUGCGGUGGAGUCCAGCGCUCGCAGCUCCCACACACCCACGGGGGACGCCGUACAAAAGAGAGAGCUCCGCCUGAUGAGGAACAGGGAAGCUGCCCGCGAGUGUCGACGAAAGAAGAAGGAAUACGUCAAAUGCCUGGAGAAUCGCGUGGACGUGCUCGAGAAUCAAAACAAGACUCUGAUUGAGGAGCUCAGAGCCUUAAAAGACAUCUAUCGACACAAAGCCGAGUGAUUCCUCCGGCGAGAGGAGGGACCGUAUUGGUCGGCUUGAGGACUCCGCUCACACUCGCGUACAAACACCCGCGUACACACACAUGCUCACACAAAACACUCCUUGUCCUUUCUGUUAAAUGUGUUUACAUGAUGAUGUCAAUGUUUCUGGCUCUGAGUUAUCCACGCGCUGCCACAGCCAAAACAAGAACCCUUUUUCACGUUGGGGUUAUUAUCAGCGAAGACCUUUUGCACUGGGCAGCUGAAGGAAGGAAUAUAUGGACCACCUGCAGACUUCCAAAGCCUUACUAGAGAUGGAGAAUCAGAUGCUGAAGGCUCAUCUGCCUCUAUAUGUCACUAACACCUUCUCUGAACUGCAUUUUACAUUCCUUGAUGCUCAGUUUUGUCUUUCAGCUCUAUUAAAAGACACAACUUGAUAGUCUUUGUGAUGGUCUAUUUUUCUACAGAUUUUCAUCAGGCUGCCAGAAGCUAAAUGUUCAAAGGGAAUCGGAGCAUAAGGGCCUCUAUCUGUGUAUUUAAUUUGACUCCACAUCAAAAAGGAACUAACACCGCCUGCAUUUAUCACGCGUCUUCCUUCAUAUUUAAUGUAGAGACCUACCAGCAUCUGUUGCGCAUCACUUUGAGGAUUUUUCUUGCUUCUGUCCUUUGGCGUUCAUAUUUAUUUAGAAGGAAUACCCUGAGUUUUUGGAUGUUUGGAAUACCAGUGCUUGAUUUGUGUAAAAAAAAAAAAAAAAAAAAAGUAUUAAUAUGAACAAAUGUAUAUUUAGUUAACAAAAACACAUUUGUGAAAAUGUUAUGAACUUACACACUUAGUAAUUUGCUGUUUCGUCUUAUUAUAAUUGGCUAAAUUGAGAAGUUAUUUAUUUAUGUUUAUUUUUGAAUAGAGUAAUGUUACAUGAUGAGUUGUAUGUAGAAAUGCUGCCUUUUGACUGUCUUCUCUGUUGGUGCUUUUACUAUUGUCUUGUUAUGAUCACACUAUAUUUGUAAGUUGUAUACACAUUUUCAAUAUUUAUUUGCUUCAAUAAAGUACUUUCUCAGUC
This is a messenger RNA of Scomber scombrus (Atlantic mackerel), 2549 nucleotides long. Its product is annotated as cAMP-responsive element modulator-like. Gene Ontology annotation, biological process: regulation of transcription by RNA polymerase II. NCBI's taxonomy places the organism in Eukaryota, Metazoa, Chordata, Actinopteri, Scombriformes, Scombridae. Gene Ontology annotation, molecular function: RNA polymerase II cis-regulatory region sequence-specific DNA binding; DNA-binding transcription factor activity, RNA polymerase II-specific. Bases 1190 to 1510 code for a protein of 106 amino acids. The record is from RefSeq and is a predicted model, not a curated record. Gene Ontology annotation, cellular component: transcription regulator complex; nucleus. The transcript has 3 exons.